This is a messenger RNA of Gastrolobium bilobum, 1344 nucleotides long. RefSeq lists its product as uncharacterized. Lineage: Eukaryota; Viridiplantae; Streptophyta; Magnoliopsida; Fabales; Fabaceae. Gene Ontology annotation, biological process: protein transport. The coding region runs from base 1 to 1344 and encodes 447 amino acids. The record is from RefSeq and is a predicted model, not a curated record. The transcript has 5 exons.
AUGGGUCUGCUUGGAAAAAGCUUCACUUCCAAAUUGAAAACAAUCACCACACUUGCUGUUUCUAGGAUUGUUAUCUUGAAGAACCAACACAAAGUUCGAGCCUCCUAUGCCCGGUCUGAUGUUGCUCAACUCUUGAAUCUUGGUAACCAUGACCAUGCUCUACUUCGUGUGGAGCAAUGGAUAACUGAGCUAAACAUGUUGGACUUGUUUGUUAUGAUAGAGAAUUAUUGCAAUUUCCUGAGAGAAAAAGCUGAAUUACUUGAAAAGAACAAGGAGUGCCCCGAUGAGCUCAAGGAAGCAACAUCCAGCCUUAUCUUUGCAUCCUCAAGGUGUGGAGAAUUUCCAGAGCUGCGCAAAAUACAAGAGAUUUUCACAUCAAAAUUUGGGAAAGAAUUUGCAGAACAUGCUGUCGAGUUGCACACAAAUAAUAGAGUGAACUCUAAGAUGAUACAAAAGCUUUCCCCAAGACGCCCGGCCAUGGAAAUCAGAAUGAAAGCACUAAAGCACAUAGCUACAGAAGUUGGAGUUACUUUGCAUUUGGAACAGGACCCCAUAUUGAUAACUGCGAAUAAGUUGAACGUUGACCGAAGGCAGGAGGAACUGGGAACCAGGAAAUGGGGUAGUGUUGAUGAUCCUAGGCAUAAAGAAAAUACCAAAGAUGAUCCUGAUAAAAUAAUCCAGGAUGUGGAUUUAUCUGAUAGGAACGAGGAAAAGAAGAGAUACAAGGAUACAGCUGCUGCUGCUGCUGAAGAAGCUUUGGAAUCAGAAUCUUUUGGGAUUGAAGUCAGUAAACACUCAAAUCAUAGAGUUGCACUCGGCAAGGUGAAUGUGCAUCCCAUGGUGAGCUCAAGUUCUAAAAAUGGGGAUGAAGGCAUUUCAAUGAGCAACCAUGGUUUUGAUCUUAAAGAAUUGGAAGGGAGAGAAAUCAAAAAACAAUUUACAUGUGAAGAAUCUCAUUUAAGUCAAAAUCCAAGAGAUGAUACAAAAACCUCAGGGAAUACAGAGUUAGUUUCCAAGGAACACGUGGAGGAACAUACAAAUAGACGAGGCAACAUGCUUGGUGAGUUAGGCUCAGCCAAGAGCUUCCUAAUUGAUAAUAAUGAUCACAACAGUUCUGAUGUAGCAACAGCACAGGAACACUUGAGUGAAGAAACAGCCCACACUUCUUACCAUGCUAUAAGAUGGAAUCCACAGAGGUCUCAAGCUGAUCCUGCUGUAAAUCCUGUAGUAAGAAAACCAGUGAUGGAAAGCACAGGUCGAACAUAUUUUCAAAAGGAGAUACAUACGCAUGAUGAACAUGUUGACCGGAAGAUGUCAAUGAGGACCAAAUCAGCACAAAGAUGA